Messenger RNA from Theileria annulata, 858 nucleotides. Its product is annotated as syntaxin 5, putative. The transcript is spliced from 4 exons. Bases 1 to 858 code for a protein of 285 amino acids. Gene Ontology annotation, cellular component: Golgi membrane; SNARE complex; endomembrane system. Gene Ontology annotation, molecular function: SNAP receptor activity; SNARE binding. Lineage: Eukaryota; Apicomplexa; Aconoidasida; Piroplasmida; Theileriidae. Gene Ontology annotation, biological process: endoplasmic reticulum to Golgi vesicle-mediated transport; vesicle fusion; intracellular protein transport. The record is from RefSeq and is a predicted model, not a curated record.
AUGGUUAACUCUGUGGAUAGGACAAAUUUUUUUAUGAGCCAGGUUAACCAGAAUUCUAAUGUAAACCUCACUCAAACACCAAAAACCUUCGAGAAUUUAGAAUUCAACACAGAUGCCGAUUCAAUUUAUAAAGAAAUUGAGAAAGCCAAGGCUAGGCUCAAUGAAUUAUCGCAAUUAGCAAAGAAACGUAGUCUUUACCUUGAUAACACCUCCUCUAUUGAGAGGCUAACUUCUGAAAUAAAGUCGAUUUUAACUUACACCACAAACUCUAUUGAUUCAUUUGAAAAGAAGGUAAACUCCUUCAAGUUUAGAAAUGAAGCUUCCAAAAAGCAUUACAAUAGUAUUAUUUUCCAGCUUCGAAAUGACAUUUUUAACGUCACCAACACCUUUAAGGAAACUUUACAUCAGAGAGCUCAAAUAAUGCUAGAACAGGAGAACAGGCGUAAAUUAUACUCAAUUAAUGACAUUCAUGCUCAAAAUCCAGGCAUCGGUCGUAAAAGAUUCAUGCUUCAACAGGAUUUAGAAUCCGAACAACAACUUGAUUUAGAAAGUGGAAUAACUGUGGCGCCUUCGACGUCAGUGAUUUCAAAUGCUAGAGAAGAGGCCAUUGCAAAUGUGCAAAGAGCAAUUGGUGACCUUUCUCAGAUAUUUCAAAAGGUUACAGCCUAUGUUACUCAGCAGGAUGAGAUGAUUAACCGGAUAGAUUUUGACACUGAAGUGUCACUUAGCAAUGUAAAAUCAGCUAGGAACGAGCUUUUAAAAUAUUAUCGGAGGAUUUCAUCUAAUCGCGGCCUCAUUAUAAAGAUUUUAAUCCUGGUGACUGUUCUAACUUGCCUCUACAUUAUGUUCGUCAUGUAA